CUUCUCCUUGCGUUUGGUCCUCGUGCCAGACCCCCCCACGCAGACUUGCCAGACGAGUCUUUACCUUCCUUUUGGUUUCAUACAUUCUUUCGAUCCUCCCCUCGCACUUGCCUCCGUUAAUUCGCCACAUAUCUGAUUUUCUGCAACUAUGGUUGGCUUCAAAUCCCUUUCUCAGGCCGCCGCCGUCAUUACCUUCGCUAAGCUCGCUCGUGCUCAUGGGGCUGUUUCGCUCUUGAACAUCGGUGGCACCGAUUAUUCUGGAUACCUUCCCUACAACGACCCUUACGCCAACCCGGCCGUCGAAAGGAUCGUGAGGCCAUAUUACUCCAACGGACCAGUGGCCGACUUCACCACCAGCAACAUCACCUGCAAUGGUGACGACAGUGCUGCUGCGCUUACCGCCACCGCCAACGCUGGUGACCCGGUUACAUUUUACUGGGAUACUUGGCCGGACUCCCAUAAGGGCCCUACCAUGACCUAUAUGGCCAAGUGCGACACCGAUGAUUGUUCGACCUUCACCGGUCUCGAUGGCAAUGUCUGGUUCAAGAUUGACGAGGCCGGUCUCAACUCGGAUGGUACUUGGGCCUCCGACGAUCUUAUCGCUAACAACAACUCCUGGACAGUAACUAUUCCCUCAGACAUUGCGUCCGGUGGUUAUCUCCUCCGCCACGAGCUCCUCGCUCUGCACUCUGCCAGCUCCGCUCUCGGUGCCCAAUUCUACCCCUCCUGCGCGCAACUCACCGUCUCUGGGUCUGGAUCGGCUACACCCUCGGGCGUGGCACUUCCUGGCGCGUAUGCGACCGACGACCCCGGUAUCUUGAUCAACAUCUACUACCCUACCCCCACCACGUACGCCAUUCCUGGUCCUACGGUGUACUCCGCUGGGGGUUCAACUGGUAGCGCUACCUCUGCCGCCGCGAGCUCCAUCACUUCCUCCGCCGCCAGCACUUCUGCCGCAGCAGCCUCCUCCUCCGCUGCCGCCGUAACGUCUUCCUCCUCGUCUUCUUCUGCUGCCGCCGUCUCCACAUCCGCGGCUGCAGCUGCUUCGUCCAGUGUCGCCACUAGCGCCAGUGCAUGUCCUGCCACGUCUACUGCUACUGCUGCCACCAGCUCGGCGGCCGCUGUGACGAGCUCGAGCGCUGCUGCGGCUGCUACUUCGAGUGCGGUGAUGUCUGCGACGAGCAGUGCCGCGGGUUCGACGGUCACUGCUAUUACUGACGCGAACGUUUGCAUGAAUAACUAUAAUUCCUGUAUCGCCGCCUCUCAGCCUGAUCCCGACUGGACCGGCUGCUCUGCGACGAAAGACACAUGUCUCGAGGGAGCGACUUAUAACCGCCUCAAGAGGAGCAUGAAGUUCAAGCGGGAGCAUGCGAACACGAAGAGGAAUUGGAGCUCAAGGGCUUGGAUGUGAUGGAUACGCUCCAGGACUUGUUAUACCAUAUGGGGUUGCCGAAGGGGAGCGGAUGGAACAUAGGAGUCUACAUGAUAAGAACGUAAUAUAUUGCCAUUUCACUUUAACAUGCUCGGGACUCUACUACUAUUUUGGCAUUUUCCUCGACCAUAUGUUUAAAUAGGGAUUACAAACUCUCACUGGUUCUUCAGUGGAUAUAAGGCGGGCCGGUCC
Messenger RNA from Stereum hirsutum FP-91666 SS1, 1624 nucleotides. RefSeq lists its product as uncharacterized. The transcript is spliced from 8 exons. Lineage: Eukaryota; Fungi; Basidiomycota; Agaricomycetes; Russulales; Stereaceae. The record is from RefSeq and is a predicted model, not a curated record. The coding region runs from base 149 to 1411 and encodes 420 amino acids.